CACAAACACAAACACGCACACUUUCAUCCACCACCGCCUCAACAAAAACCCCUGUCCUAUUUUCCGGCUAACGGAAUCUUCCAUAACCGUCGUUUCACCGCGCUUACUUUCUACCGGAAUCACCGUAUCCGAUCGCCGUCGUUUGUAUAGGGUUUAUGCUCCGUACAAAUAAAUUAGGUUCCCGAUUCGAAAAACGUUGCGUGUUUUUUCUACCAUCAAUUUAGGGUUUCAAUUUUAAAAAAUAAUUGUAUACAACGCCCUAUGGCUCCGGGGCGGAAACGCGGCGGAGCAAAAGGAGCGAAAGCGAAUAAACAGUUGAAAUUAGGCGAUCUUGUUCUUGCUAAGGUUAAAGGUCAUCCUGCAUGGCCUGCUAAGAUCAGCAAACCCGAAGAUCAUGAAAAAGUUCCUGAUCCGCGGAAAUAUUUUGUAGAGUUCUUUGGUACAGCAGAAAUAGCAUUUGUUGCUCCUGUCGAUAUCCAGCCAUUUACCAGUGAGUCAAAAAACAAAUUGUUAAAUAGAUGUAAAGGAAAGACUGUCAAACAUUUCUCCCAAGCUGUGAAUGAAAUUUGUGGCAUCUUUGAAGAGAUGAGAAAUAAGGGUGCAGAUUCUCUAAACGAUGAUCAUGAUAGACAAAGUUCUCAGCCUGAUGCUAAUUCUACAGAAAUGGUGGAUGAUGGGAUGGCUACCGAUGGACCUGGUGGUGCAACGUCAUCUGAAAUCGUAAAUCAUGGUACUGGAUUAGAACGGUGCUCUCAUAUGCAAAGGGAAAUGGGUUACGAGGAUGUAAAGCCUAGUGUUUUGCCUGUUGUUGAUGGUUGCUCUCCAUCGGCCGUUUCCGCCAAAAAACGUGCUGAAAUUUGCAAUGAUGUAAUAACUUCACCUAAAGGAGAGACUAUAUCCAGUUGUGCUACAGGUCAUAGCACAAAUCUUAAGUAUGGGGACAAGGCAGAAAUGAACGGGCACAACUCCAAGCAAAUUGAAAGAUCUUUAAAGAAAAGACAUGAUGUUGAUGAUGGAAUAAGCAAAAGUCACGGCCCAUUGGGUGUAAGUUCUGCAUCUCAUACCCGUUAUACUAAAUCCACUGCAACUAAAAUUGCAAAGGAUGGAACACGACGAAGUUCCUCAAAUGGAACCAAUAUUGAAGCUACUUUGGGUAUGGAGAGUCUAGAAUCUGGUGGUAAUAUUAAAAAAACAAAGAAAGUUUCUAAAGAUAAGACACAUGCUGGGGUUGACGAUUUGUUAAAGGAUGUUGAAGGUGCUCCUAUGGAGCUGGAGAGAAACAACGUGGAACUUACUGGAAGAAAAAGUGUUCUUAAUGAUGCAGUUUUGCAUCCUGCUAAAAGGUCGAAGGGAUCAGAUGAUGCUUCCAAGAAGUCCCAAGCAUACAGGAAAAAUGACACCUCCAGCAAAGGAGGCAAUGAAGACGUCAUGAGGUCAACACCAAGUUUGAAAACAAAAAACCGCUUUCCAUCCAAUGUGCCGACAAAUGGUGUAGAUUCUGGUGUUACCGGUGAUGAAGAUAUUCAAUCACCUACAAAACGUCGUCGUCGGGUACUAGAUACCAUGCCUGGUUCUAUUUUGAUGUCUGACGAUAGAAGAACCGAAAGCUCAAAUACACCUAGGAAAGGUGAAAAUAAUGAUUCUGUUAAAUCUGGUACUCAUGUGCCAGUGAAGAGGAGAGCGGUUCGCAUAUGGGAUGAUGAUGAGGAUGAGCCGAAGACUCCCGUGCAUGGAAGAUCACUCAUUUCAACGACUGUUGAAGAAAGUGGUGCAGUUACUGAAGCUGUGCAAAAUUCUCCUGGUGUGAGAAACUCUAGGUUACAUGCGAAAGCAAUUCUGCCCAACUCUCAGCAAGAUAUCCUAGAAGUCACUGAAGGGAAGGUCUGUUACAGUCCCAUGAAACCUGAAUCUGAAAAAAAAUCUGCUGAAACAGUUCGCAAGAUGUUUGUUUCUCCCAUCAAGUCCCCAUUUAACUCUUACUACCAAAUGGCAGAACCUAAUAUAGCAAACAAGUCCUUAGGAAAAGUUUCUGCUAAUGCUUCUCAAAAAAAGAUUCAAACAGGGCCUUCUAAGGCCUCAAGUGGGAUUCAUGACCUUGGGCAUCGUUCUCAGAAUAAUGCAGUUAAUGAGAGAAGCAGGUCUGUUAUUUCCGGGGAGAAGCAGAAAUUUACUCCAAAGUUGAGCUCACGGGUUACUGAUAACGAAAAUGUCUCGAGGAAACCGAGUGAUAGCAACUUGUUAUCUAGUGAAAGGGCAGAAUUCUCUCGGGUGGAUCGAGCAACUUUAUUGGUUGAUUCAAAAGGUGCAGAUUCAAAUAAGUCGAUGAGGCAUCUGAUUGCAGUUGCCCAGGCGAAAAGGAAAAAAGCUCAAUCUCAAAAUGUUAUGCUUGAAAGCAUUAGUUUUUCACAUGUCACAACCAGUGAAACAACAGGGAGGAGUCCCCGCUCUAUUUCUGCUGCUCAGCCCGUUUCAGCAGGUCCAGGAAUUGUCACAUCACUUUCUUCUCCAUCUUCUCUUGUACAUCAGCUUGCAUCAAAUGAUCAGACGGAUGUGGCUGAAUUUGAGGAGAGAAGGACCAGUUCAGGGCAUCGUCCUGCAGGGGGCUCUCUUAGUGGCGGAACUGAGGCUGCUGUAGCUCGUGAUGCUUUUGAAGGAAUGAUAGAAACACUAUCAAGAACAAAAGAAAGCAUUGGCCGUGCAACAAGACAUGCAAUUGACUGUGCAAAGCAUGGGAUUGCUAGUGAGGUUGUGGAACUUCUUACUAGGAAAUUGGAAAAUGAAGGCAGCUUUAAUCGAAGAGUGGAUAUCUUCUUUCUGGUGGAUUCCAUUACACAGUGUUCUCAUUCGCAGAAAGGCAUUGCUGGAGCCUCUUACAUACCCGCUGUUCAAGCAGCACUUCCUCGACUUUUAGGAGCUGCUGCUCCACCAGGUGCCAAUGCUCGUGAGAAUCGCCGUCAAUGCCUGAAGGUUUUAAAAUUAUGGCUCGAGAGGAAAAUUCUACCUGAUACUCUACUUCGGAGCUAUGUAGAGGAUAUUGGAUCUUCAAAUGAUGAUGCUUCUGGGGGGUUUUUCUCCAAACGUCCAUCUCGAUCAGAACGGGCUGUGGAUGAUCCCAUUAGAGGGAUGGAGGGCAUGCUCGUAGAUGAAUAUGGGAGCAACGCGACGUUUCAAUUGCCUGGACUUUUGUCAUCUAAUGUUUUCGAAGAAGAAGAAGAAGAUGAUGAUAUUCUUAACUUCUCUCAUAAAGAAGGCAUUGGUAAGUCAGAAUUUGAAUUGAACCCUGGCACAGGAGAACUCGAAACAUGUUCGGUAACUUCAAAUGACAGACGCCACUGUAUCUUGGAGGAUGUUGAUGGUGAACUCGAAAUGGAAGAUGUGUCUGGACAUCCAAAAGAUGAAAAAGCUUUGACAGGCGGUUCCUGUAAGGCUGUUGAAGAGGAGGAAUUUUGUGACAGGACAAUGGAUGCAGUCUCAAAUUCCAAUAAGGUGUCCCCUCUUCGUGAGGGUUCACCACCACUGCCACCUGAUUCCCCCCCUCCCACUCCACCUUUGCCUUCGUCACCAGAGCCACCUGAGUCACCAGACGUGGUGCCACCACCUCCAUCAUCCCCACCUCCACCUCCACCUCCGCCCUUACCUCCAUCACAAACAUAUCCUCAUCACCCACUAAAUGGCGUUCCACCACAGAUAUCAUUUUCUCAACCAUCAAUACCUCCUCAGACUUCUUCAACACCUAAACUGAUACAUCCGUACCAGUCACCAAUGCCAUCCAGUGUUCCUUUGAAUGCUCGUCUUGGACCUCUCACUGAUGCUGCUGUUAGAGGUGAAAUGUUCCCCCAGCAACCACCGAGCUUUGUGCCAGCUUUGGCUUCCAGUUCACGUGAACCUUCUGGAUUUAUAUCAUCGAGGACGUUAGAAUACGGACACGAAGCAUAUGCGAAUCCUCAAGGUUUUCAUUCAAAUCAGCAGUUCCAAAAUGCCAGUAUACCAUUACCUUCAAGAGCCUUCCAACCUAACAUGCCGUCUCAAAGUGCCACUAGUCAAUUUCAAUAUCCUAAUCCUGCAGUGUUGCAGCAUUCAUACCCUCCUUUGUAUGGCUUAACAAAACCUCCAGAUGGCUUGAGGAGAUAUGGUGCUGAUGAACAAUGGAGGCCACCUGCAAAUGAGUUUGGCACUGAUAGUCAGCGUGGUCCAUGGAUAGGUAGUGGGAGGACUUCUGGACCUUCUUUUGCUCAGGAAGGCUAUUUUCGACCACCCAUGGAGAGACCCCCAGGAAAUAAUGUUAGUUAUCAACCAACAGGCCAGAGUAUAGUUCCUGCAGGAGCCCCAAUUCCAGGCUACAGUGGAUCGCUGAUGAUGCCAGGCAGACCAGACAUGUCAUCUCUCGGUUCUUGGAGAUCAGGUUAAAGAAGCUGCUGGAUUGCUUUAUAGGUGGUGAGUUGGGUUCAAAAACUGUCAUAAAGCUUGGAAGAUGCGGUGCUUUUUUUUUGUUUCCUUAUCUGCUACAAAUUGAUGGGGCUGUGAGUGACCUUUGCAGAUUGUAUAUUGUAGUUUCUCCUCUCUUCGAAAAUGCUUCCCAGACACAUUUACCGAGUGUAAGGCAUCACUCAUUUAUACAUCUUCAUUUAACUAAUAUAAAUUAGAUAUAAGUCAUUUAUCUUUAGAGCAAAACGAGUUAAUUCUCCAAGCCAGAUCAUCACCUGGUUGAAAUAGAAAUGGAAAACACCUUUAAGGUGGCUUUUAGAUCUUUUGCUUUAUUCUCGUAUAAUGAAAAAAGUUUCUGGUGUUGAAUAUUA
Erigeron canadensis is the source of this 4796-nucleotide messenger RNA. Its product is annotated as ENHANCER OF AG-4 protein 2. Gene Ontology annotation, biological process: regulation of transcription by RNA polymerase II. The coding region runs from base 262 to 4407 and encodes 1381 amino acids. The transcript has 13 exons. Gene Ontology annotation, cellular component: nucleus. Lineage: Eukaryota; Viridiplantae; Streptophyta; Magnoliopsida; Asterales; Asteraceae. The record is from RefSeq and is a predicted model, not a curated record. Gene Ontology annotation, molecular function: transcription coregulator activity; double-stranded DNA binding.